Sorghum bicolor (sorghum) is the source of this 1721-nucleotide messenger RNA. RefSeq lists its product as uncharacterized. The transcript is spliced from 6 exons. Gene Ontology annotation, cellular component: Golgi apparatus. Bases 55 to 1251 code for a protein of 398 amino acids. The record is from RefSeq and is a predicted model, not a curated record. NCBI's taxonomy places the organism in Eukaryota, Viridiplantae, Streptophyta, Magnoliopsida, Poales, Poaceae.
CCUCUUCCUCGUGUCCUCUUGCGAAAAUAGCCAGAGCACAUUCCCACACCUCCCAUGGCGAUCCAACCCCGGAUCACCGGCGGCCGCAGGCAGCCGCUGCCGUUGCCCCUGAAGAGGGCCCUCCUGGCCGCUAUCACUGUCGCGGCGGCUCUCUCCAUCCUGUGCAUCCUGUCCUUCACCGACACGCUGUCCUUCACGGACACGCUCUCCUUCCUGGGGUUCCGGCCCCGGGACGUCGACAAGAGGGACGGCAACCGGAGGUACCUUUACUGGGGCAGCCGCGUCGACUGCCCCGGAAAGCACUGCGGCUCCUGCGCGGGCCUCGGGCACCAGGAGUCCAGCCUCCGCUGCGCCCUCGAGGAGGCCCUCUUCCUCGACAGGGUGCUUGUCAUGCCUGCAAAGAUGUGCCUCAAUUCAGUGCACAAUACAAAGGGGGUCCUUCAAUCAAGCAAUGCAACUUCACAACAAAGGUGGGAAACGGGUUCUUGUGCAAUGGAAUCUUUAUAUGAUAUCGACCUCAUAUCAAGAACUGUACCUGUUAUUUUGGAUAAUCCACGAUCAUGGUACGAGAUAAUAUCAAGAAGUACAAAGCUCGGUGAGGAUGGCUUGGUGGUGAAUGUACAAGGGGUUAGCAGAGCUGAACUCAAACAAAAUUCAAAUUACUCUGGUGCUCUCCUCAUAAACCGCACAGCAAGUCCUCUUGCUUGGUUUAUGGAGUGCAAGGACCGGACCAAGCGUAGUUCUGUGAUGUUGCCAUACACUUUUCUGCCAACAAUGGCAACAAGGAAACUGAGGGAAGCAGCAAACAAGAUGAAAGAGAUACUUGGUGACUAUGAUGCUAUUCAUGUGAGACGAGGUGACCUACUGAAGAAUAGGAAAGAUAGAUUUGGUGUUGAGCGAAGUCUUCAUCCUCAUCUUGACAGAGAUACUCGCCCUGAGUUUAUCAAGAAAAGAAUUGCAAAGUGGAUUCGACCAGGUCGCACUCUUUUCAUUGCCUCAAAUGAAAGGACUCCAGGCUUCUUUUCAUCUCUAUCAGACAAGUACAGACUAGCAUAUUCAUCUAACUUCAGCAGCAUAUUGAAUCUGGUAAUCGAGAACAACUAUCAGCUAUUUAUGGUGGAAAGGUUGAUUAUGCAAGGCGCAAGGACGUUUGUGAAGACAAUGAAAGAGUUCGAUAAAGAUCUUGCUCUCUGUGAUGACCCAAAGAAGAAUACCAAAGACUGGCAGGAACCAGUUUAUACAGAUGACUGACGGCAGCUGUUUUGUGUUCCUAGAUACAGCUUAGUUCCAACUGUAUCACUGAUCUUAAAGGUUUCACAAAGAUGACCAAGUACUUACCAUUUAUGAGAUGAUAUGAUAGCUUGAGAUGGAUGCAUUAACUAUGGCAUGACAGAAGGGGAACAGUGAAAGCGAAUGUUGUCUGAAGUCUAAGCUUGAAAAUCUAUUGGCUUCAGAUAUGACUGCUCUUGUACACACCAUGUUCUUUUGUUCAGUUACGGUGUUCAAUUGGUUUGUUUUUCUUCAUUUGUUUAAAACAAAGAUUACUGGGUGGUGGGAGACUGUUUGUUAAUGUCUGUGGAUCAAACAGUUGUGUAUGUAUAGCAUGUAACUGCCGUUGGAGCAAAGCUAUCAACCGAUGAGAAACACAUUACUUCCUGCUCCUGUUGCUAUAUUGUACUUGUGUUAACAGCAUCAGUUAUGCUAGCUCUGUCCGUAGAAAA